UGUCAGACUAGUGUUUACGUCCGCCGCAGCGAGAGCAGCCUGCAGCGCUAACCCUGUGCGAGUGUUCCGCACCCGUGGAACCCUUUAAAAUAUGCAAAAAUAUGAAAAACUUGAGAAAAUAGGGGAAGGUACAUAUGGUACUGUUUUUAAAGCAAAAAACCGCGAGACUCAUGAGAUUGUUGCCUUGAAACGCGUACGGUUGGACGAUGACGACGAGGGUGUACCGUCAUCGGCAUUGCGUGAAAUUUGUUUGCUCAAGGAGCUUAAACACAAAAAUAUUGUACGUCUUUACGACGUACUGCACAGUGAUAAGAAAUUAACUUUAGUAUUUGAACAUUGUGAUCAGGACCUUAAGAAAUAUUUUGACAGCCUAAAUGGUGAAAUUGAUUUAGAUGUUGUCAAAUCAUUCUUGUAUCAAUUAUUACGUGGACUGGCAUUUUGUCAUAGCAAAAACGUGUUACAUAGAGACCUAAAGCCACAAAAUUUACUGAUAAACAAAAAUGGUGAGCUGAAGUUGGCUGACUUUGGAUUGGCCAGAGCAUUCGGUAUCCCAGUUAAAUGUUACUCCGCAGAAGUCGUGACGUUAUGGUACCGUCCACCAGACGUAUUAUUUGGAGCAAAACUUUACACAACGUCAAUCGAUAUGUGGAGCGCAGGAUGCAUAUUCGCUGAAUUAGCGAAUGCAGGUCGGCCCUUAUUCCCCGGAUCAGACGUCGACGAUCAGUUGAAAAGAAUAUUUAAAAUGUUGGGUACACCUACUGAGGAAACGUGGCCAGACUUAACUACUCUUCCAGACUACAAAGCUUUUCCCCAGUACCAUCCUACCCAAGGAUUAGCCCAAGUUACUCCAAAGCUCCCGACCAGAGGCAAAGACUUACUCCAGAGAUUAUUAGUAUGUAAUCCAGCGCUGAGAUUAUCAGCAGACGAAGCGAUGGCACAUCCCUACUUCAACGACUUGAACCCAGCGAUAAAAAACGACCGAUGUCAAUAGCGGGGCCUCCUUUAAUUACCACCAGCUUCGACUUACAGCGACCAAGACCAAAAUACACUCCAGGAAAAAUUAUUUAUUACAAUAAUAAUAAUAAAUAAGUAAUUAAAUAAAUAAAUAAAAUAAUUAAUAAUUAAAUACUUACGCUGAUGUGCGUCCGUAAAAUUGUGAAAAAUAUUCGCGAGUCUUAUUUUGUAUGCAAUUGUCCAAAAAAACUAAUCAAUAAAUUAUCGACUUUACCACGUA
Molecule: messenger RNA, 1234 nt
Organism: Microplitis demolitor
Lineage: Eukaryota; Metazoa; Arthropoda; Insecta; Hymenoptera; Braconidae
Gene: Cdk5
Product: cyclin-dependent kinase 5
Exons: 6
Coding region: 92-991 (299 amino acids)
Biological process (GO): protein phosphorylation; neuron apoptotic process; axonogenesis
Cellular component (GO): nucleus; cytoplasm
Molecular function (GO): ATP binding; cyclin-dependent protein serine/threonine kinase activity
Source: RefSeq, a predicted model, not a curated record